UUUUUAUAGGUUAUUAUACAUCAUCGGUUUUUUUUGCUCUUCAAAUGAUAUUGUACAUAUAAUCCUGUGACAAUGUGGAAAUACUUGUCAUCGUGGAUUUGGGGCUCGGAACCGGCCGAACUGCUGUCAGUCGAUGAGGCCUACAACAUUUUAGAAGAAGCGAAGUCCGAAGAAGUGCAGGAGGACAAUUCGGACGCAGAACAAGAUGAAAGUGAUUACUUACUGUGUCAGAAAACUGGUGUGAUAACAGAAAUAUCAGGAACCACUUUAAAAAUCGAUGAUAUUUAUUCAUACACUUGUGAAGACGAGAGUUUCAGAGUCGGCUCUAAAAUCUCCUACAAGGUAUACAAAACGGGCCACAAGUUUAAAGUGACAGAAGUAAACCUGAUCGAAAGCGAUUGGGAUUUAAUUGAGACAAAAAAAUCGACGUGGUGUGAAAGAGUGAUGGUGUGUCAAGUAGAAAAACGCGAUGGAAGGAACAUUAUAUUGAAGGAAAAUCAACUGACUGUUGAUUUGAAUGAUGUGACUACAGAGUUCAUUCCAAUAGUUGGUGACUGGCUGCAGCUCGAAGUCAAAUGUGAAAUUGACGAAAGUGUCUCUGAUCUUUGUGGUAAAGUUUUAGAAGUUACCAAAAUCUCCCCAGUUAGGCCUCAUGUAAAACAAUGUAAAAUAACAAACUAUGAUGUUGAUUUGAAUGCUGGAACUAUUGAUACAUUUAUUUAUUUUAAUGGAGACUCAUUGCCAUUUGGUUUUGUGCCUGUAAAGGGUGACAGUGUUGUGGCAGAAGUUAUUGAAAGUGAACAAGGCUCCUGUACAUGGAGAGCAUUGAAAAUUAUCACUGAAGGUAAAAUUGGCAUUAAUCAACUAAUUAUUGAUGACUCAAGCAUUGAAGAUGUGGUUUUUUGCAAUGAAAAAAUCAGCAUUCAAUCUGAAACAAUUUUAGUAAAUGAUUUACAGAAAAACCCACAAUUUUUUGUAUUAAUUGAAAACUCAAGUGAAUUUCCAGUUCUUAUAAAGAAUAUUACAUUUCCAAAGACUCAGCAGUGUAAAGUUGUGGUCAGCUUUGAAAGCUAUGAGUUAAAGGGCAAUGAAACUAAAAAAAUCAUUUGUAAAUUUGAAGGCAAAAGAAUGGGUGAGAAUAAAGAACUUCUGGUGGUUGAAUGUGAAGAUGUUAAACUAGGACAUUGGAUACGUUUCUCAAUUGGCAAACAAAAUCGGAAAGAAGUGCAAUUUGUACGUAAAUAUAAUAGGUAUAUUAAUCACCCUACUAGUGAAUUAAUAAAAGGGCAACAACUAACAUCUCAGUGUAGAUAUGUGGCAAUUAAAAUACCUCCAUAUACUGUAUUAAAGAAGCUAUUGGACAUUUAUGCUGAUUAUACUACAAAUGAACACAAUAAAAUUAGAGAAGAAUUAAAGAAAGUUAAACCGUGUUUGUUUACUAAUUUAACGGCAAUGAAUUAUGAAGACAGGUACCACACCAUGUUGUAUCUAGAAGAAAUAAGUCAGAUGAUUUACGCCCAAAAUUAUAAUCAAGAUUUGGCCUGUUUUAUACACAAUGGAGAUUUUCUAAUGUUAGAAAUUCCAAAUUUGUUAGAGAAAAGACCGAGUUUAAUUCCCGGCGACACGAUUGUCGCAACUCAUCCAACCAAACCGGAAAUAUCUUUUGAAGGAAUCAUACACAAAACCACCUGCCAACAUGUCUACCUAAAAUUCUCACAAACCUUCCAUGAAACGUACACCGGCGAAGAUUAUUCAAUCAGAGUUGUGUGCUCCAGAGGAUUGUAUAGGAGACUGCAUCAUGCCGUUUAUUUGGCGAUGAGCAACUUGGGCAGAGACAUUUUAUUCUGCCACCAACUGAAAGAGAAACCACCCAACGUGAACGUGAAACUUGAAUCCAUGCCGACCAAAUUGACACCCUCACAAGCAUUGAAAAUCAUACAGGAUAUCAAAAACGGCAAAACACCAUCCAACACCAAUAAGGAUAACCUUAAGCUUGUGCUGAAUGGUAAGACGGUAAUAGAAUGGUACAACAAAUCCCUAAACAUUUACCAAAAGGCGGCGGUGACUAAUAUAUUGCUGGGAACGGCACGGCCUCUACCGUACAUAGUAUUUGGACCUCCCGGUACCGGGAAGACCGUCACACUCAUUGAAACGAUACUGCAGAUACUCCGCCUGAUACCGCACUCUCGAUUGCUGGUCACUGCACCAUCGAACAGUGCGGCCGAUUUGUUGGCCAUGCGGCUGGUCGAUUCUGGCGUUCUAAAGCCAGGCGAUUUGGUCAGGUUGAUCUCCUAUUCUUACAUGAUCACUGAAAACCUGCCGGAGAAACUGGUGCCUUAUUCGGCCACUGUUACCAUCGGUGUUAGCGGCACGAUCAAUGAGGGGGAAAUGCACAAAUCUGGACUCAGAUUAGGUUGUAGCAGCGCUUCGAUUGGCCGACACCGUAUCACUGUAACAACGUGUGGAACUACAGGAAAAUUAUUCCAGUGCAAGUUCAGACGGGACCACUUCACCCACAUUGUGGUGGACGAAGCGGGACAAGCCAUGGAACCAGAAGUUUUAAUGCCGAUAUCGUUUUUAAACGCAUAUUCCGGCCAAGUAAUACUCGCAGGUGACCCCCUUCAGUUGGGUCCGGUGAUCACCAACUAUUUCGCCAAGGAAAACGGCCUGAGCGAGUCUCUGAUGGAGCGACUGCUGAACAGGUUUCCAUAUUUGAAAGACGCGGAAAGCUUUCCCGAAACGGCUGGUUAUGACCCUCGUUUAGUUACGCAAUUGAGAUACAACUAUCGUGCUGUGGAAACGUUGCUGAAGUUGACCAGUUCCAUUUUCUAUGCCAACCAACUGUUGCCGACCAUUUCGGACACAGACAGCAAAGAGGGUUUGGCGUUGCAGCGACUGAAAGAGAUUUUACCCGGCACGAGGUCCGGAAAGGUGCCGUGCAUCGUAUUUCACGGCGUAAACGGCGAAAAUUUGCGCUCUCCCGAUUCUCCGUCUUGGUAUAACCCCCACGAAGCUGCUCAGAUUUUCUACUAUGUCAACGAACUGUACAGAAUGAGUGUCAAAAGCAGCGACAUAGGAAUUAUCACCCCUUAUUUGAAACAAGGAAGAGAAAUACGUUCAGUUCUGAACGAAGCCGAGUUCGACUUGCCCAAAAUCGGUUCCGUCGAAGAGUUUCAAGGACAAGAAUUUCCGAUUAUUUUGGUAUCCACAGUGCGUUCGCAUGAAUCAUAUAUUCGAGGUGAUGUCGAAGCAAAUAUUGGAUUUGUUUCUUGUCCCAGAAGGAUAAACGUCACAAUAUCGAGAGCUCAAAUGUUGCUAAUUAUAGUUGGCUGUCCUAAUGUUCUUACUACAGAUGUGACUUGGAGAACUAUUAUUAAAUAUUGUAUUGACCAUGGUUCAUAUAUUGGUUGUGAACUUCCUAAUUCUUACGAUUGUUAAUUUUUAAAUAAUUUAUUCAAUUAUAUUGUAUAAUUUUUUUGUUUAUUUAAUUGUUGACAUUGAUUUUAUAUAUUUUUAAAUAAACACGCUGAAAAUAAAGUU
This is a messenger RNA of Aethina tumida (small hive beetle), 3540 nucleotides long. RefSeq names its product probable RNA helicase armi (gene armi). The record is from RefSeq and is a predicted model, not a curated record. Gene Ontology annotation, molecular function: helicase activity. Lineage: Eukaryota; Metazoa; Arthropoda; Insecta; Coleoptera; Nitidulidae. Bases 73 to 3438 code for a protein of 1121 amino acids. The transcript has 4 exons.